Molecule: messenger RNA, 2336 nt
Organism: Vespula pensylvanica (western yellowjacket)
Lineage: Eukaryota; Metazoa; Arthropoda; Insecta; Hymenoptera; Vespidae
Product: KICSTOR complex protein kaptin-like
Exons: 7
Coding region: 171-1427 (418 amino acids)
Biological process (GO): actin filament organization; negative regulation of TORC1 signaling; cellular response to amino acid starvation
Cellular component (GO): lamellipodium; KICSTOR complex; actin cytoskeleton
Molecular function (GO): actin filament binding
Source: RefSeq, a predicted model, not a curated record
CUGUGUCGGUAAUUAAGUUUCAUGUGUACUAUCCUAGAAUGUUAAAUAUCAACUAUCGUCAAUCGUAAAACAUUCCAAAAAUAAAGGAUAUAUACAUUUAUUUAUAAGAUUACAUAAAAGUGAUAAUUGUAGGAUUAUUUUCAUGUAAUAUCAGUGUAUAUAGUAUCAUCAUGACCAAUUUAAUUGAUGCACAUUGGUUUCCGUUGGCUUCGCAAAGCAAUAUUUAUUCAAUGACACAGUUAUGUUCACUUAGUGGGGUUAAUAAAGUUUUGGUGGCAUCUUUAAAAAGAAAGAUAUACUCGUGCGAAUAUCAUAUUACGCCAAAAUGGAAUUUGAGGCCAGUAGUCAAGGAAUUACUCUUCACGUACAUUCCUAAUGGGGCUGAAAUUAUUGCAAUUGAUGCUUAUAACAAAAUGGAUGUAGGUGAUGGAUUUGUUAUAGGAAUAACAAUUAUUAAAACAAGCACGAAUACAUCAGUUGAAAGAUACUUGAAUAUAUAUUCUGAAGGUGUCGUAGAUGGAGAAGGAGAUGAAAAUAAUACAAUUGAAACUAUAGCACAAAACUGUCUUAUGGUAGAAUUAUCAUAUACUCCAUAUCAUUUAUAUCAUACGAUAUUACCACAUCAAGCUUCUGGCAAUGAGGUCAUUUGGUUAAUUUCUGGAAGUGAUUAUAAGAUUCAUAUGAUUAUGGAAGAUAAAUUAACUCAUGGGUAUAUCGAACCAUCUAUCGAAAAAUAUUUUCCAGAACUACAUAAUAUUCAAGCUAUUUGCUUAUGGAUAAGUGUUUAUUAUUUUGAUAAUUAUAAAUGGCGACUCAGUGCUAUUGGAUGUGAAUGUGGUUUAGUCAAAGUAACUUUAGUGGAUGUCUUAGAAAUACAGAUGGUUAGAAAUUGGUCAUUGAGAUAUGAUAAACCAAUUUCUAGUAUACAUAUAUUUCCUCAUAGAAAUAAUAUUCCUUCACCAUCAUCAUUAAAUUAUGAAUGUAAAUCUAAAGAAUCAUUCUCAGAUGAGGAUCCAAUAUUGAACAUCUUGAUUGGUAAUACAAGCAAUGCUAUUGUUUUUAUGGAUAUUUUGCAUUUUGGAAUGGAAAAAGACAUGAUAUUAAAUGGUAGUGAUUUAUCAGAUUGUAUAUUAUGUACAUGUGUUGCGGAUAUAAACAUGGAUGGUCAAAAUGAAAUACUAUUAGGGACAUAUGGACAGGAAGUUUUAAUUUUUGCAUUAUCAGGUGAUACAUGGGAAUUAUCUGUACGAAAAUUAUUUGAUGCUCCUGUGCAUUCUAUAUCUUAUAUGGAUAUAACCAAUGAUGGCAUGAAAGAACUUAUUGUUCUUACGCAACGAGGAGUGCAUAUAUUACAGCAUAAUACAGUACUUGUUAAAGAUAAAUGGAAAGAAAUGUUUAAAAAUUUGUUAAUUAAGAGUGGUAGGUGAAAAUAAUGAAAUGUCAAUCCAUAUAAUAUUUUGUUCUUGAAUUCAUUAUAAUACAAAAAAAAACCCCAUUGCUAACGUAAUUCUUUUUUUAAAUUAAUUUGUAUUUUUAUACAUAUAAAAUUUUGAAAAAGAAAUUAAUACAAUAAAUAAUAAUGUCGUGCGAAAUAACUCUUACUUUCAGUUGUAAUAUAUUAUAUAUUAUCCUUUAGUAUUUAUUCAUACUGUUUAUAUUAUAUAAUAAUUUAAAACAAAUUAUAUAGAGUUGAAGAUUUCCUUUUCAAAAGUCUGCAAUAAACAAAAAAAAGAUAAAACGAUAUAGAAAGACAUUUUAAAGCUUACAAUUUUCGCGCCGUCUGACCGGUGAAGGUGCGCCAGGUACACUAAUGAUCAUGUGACCAUAUCGCAACGUCAUUGGACGGUAUGACGAUCGACGGUCGAUGUCGAGGAGGGAGCAUCGAUCAGAACUUGUACGUGAUUGGCUCGUCUGAGGGAGGUAGGAAUAGUGGGGGGAGGAUAGCGAGGUCGCCAUCUUAAAGCAAUUCGCGAUAGCCUCUCGUCGCCGGUGCGAAGCCGAGCUGUUGUCGUCGUGGUUGUCGUUUUCGUCGUUCUCGUCGUCGCGAUCAGAGCUGAGCCGUAUUAGCCUGGCGAGCGUGUUAAACGCGAGCGCGAGCUCGUACGGCUCCGGUAGGUGAUAUACGCGAGAAAAAGAGUAGAAAGAGAGAAUUUGGGUGAGGAGAGACAGAAGUAUAUCUGUCGGAGGGACAGUUAAUCAACGUUUAACGUCUCGUGCGGGAGACACUUAGGUGGUGCCAAUUCGACAUUUAAUUUUCUUUUCCUAUCCCGUGUCUUCCACUAUCUUGUUCGUGUAAUCGUGUUAUCUCUCUCUCUCUCUCUCUCUCUCUCUCUCUC